Messenger RNA from Piliocolobus tephrosceles (Ugandan red Colobus), 5210 nucleotides. RefSeq names its product heterogeneous nuclear ribonucleoprotein U like 2 (gene HNRNPUL2). Gene Ontology annotation, cellular component: nucleus. Gene Ontology annotation, biological process: alternative mRNA splicing, via spliceosome. The coding region runs from base 332 to 2575 and encodes 747 amino acids. The transcript is spliced from 14 exons. The record is from RefSeq and is a predicted model, not a curated record. Gene Ontology annotation, molecular function: RNA binding; protein binding. Lineage: Eukaryota; Metazoa; Chordata; Mammalia; Primates; Cercopithecidae.
CAGGGGGCGGGAGGAAGCGGGAGGAACUCCGUCGUCCUCCGCGCGCGCCUGCCCGCGGCUGGGGAACCGAAGGCCUGGAGGGGAAACAGCUCCCUGCGGCGUUGUUUUGGGCUCCGUGAGCCGAAAGGGGGAGGGGAGAGGAAGCAGAAGCAAACACUGCGCAGUGGCACCGUGCGCGGCCUCCACUCCUGCGUGCGUGCGCUCGCUCGCGCGGGCUUAGUGCUGGCGCGUGAGGCGGAGGCGGGCGGCGGCGGCGGCGCCUGCGCGGUCGGACUCGGUCGACGGUUCGCAGGGGAGGAGGCGGCGGGAGGCGGAGGAGGCGGCGGCGGCGAUGGAGGUGAAGCGGCUGAAAGUGACCGAGCUGCGGUCAGAGCUGCAGCGGCGGGGCUUGGACUCGCGCGGCCUCAAGGUGGAUCUGGCGCAGCGGCUGCAGGAGGCGCUGGACGCCGAGAUGCUCGAGGACGAGGCCGGCGGCGGCGGGGCCGGGCCCGGCGGGGCCUGCAAGGCGGAGCCUCGGCCUGUGGCCGCGUCGGGCGGCGGCCCGGGCGGGGAGGAGGAGGAGGACGAAGAGGAGGAGGAGGAGGACGAGGAGGCGCUGCUUGAGGACGAGGACGAGGAGCCACCCCCUGCUCAGGCCUUGGGUCAGGCCGCGCAGCCGCCGCCGGAGCCCCCGGAGGCGGCAGCCAUGGAGGCCGCGGCCGAGCCAGAUGCUUCCGAGAAGCCGGUGGAGGCCACGGUCGGGUCAGGCGGGGUAAAUGGUGGCGAAGAGCAGGGCCCCGCCAAGGGGGAGGAAGACGAACCCGAGGAACGGAGCGGGGACGAGACGCCGGGAUCCGAGGUGCCGGGUGACAAGGCCGCCGAGGAACAGGGAGAUGACCAAGAUAGUGAAAAGUCAAAACCAGCAGGCUCAGAUGGUGAGCGGCGGGGGGUAAAGAGACAGCGGGAUGAGAAGGAUGAACAUGGCCGAGCUUACUAUGAAUUCCGAGAGGAGGCUUACCACAGCCGCUCAAAGUCUCCACUGCCUCCUGAAGAAGAGGCAAAAGAUGAGGAGGAGGAUCAAACUCUUGUGAACCUGGACACGUAUACCUCGGAUCUGCAUUUUCAAGUGAGCAAAGACCGCUAUGGAGGGCAGCCACUUUUCUCAGAGAAGUUCCCCACCCUUUGGUCUGGGGCAAGGAGUACUUACGGAGUGACAAAGGGAAAAGUCUGCUUUGAGGCAAAGGUAACCCAGAAUCUCCCAAUGAAAGAAGGCUGCACAGAGGUCUCUCUCCUUCGAGUUGGGUGGUCUGUUGAUUUUUCCCGUCCACAGCUUGGUGAAGAUGAAUUCUCUUACGGUUUCGAUGGACGAGGACUCAAGGCAGAAAAUGGACAGUUUGAGGAAUUUGGCCAGACUUUUGGGGAGAAUGAUGUUAUUGGCUGCUUUGCUAAUUUUGAGACUGAAGAAGUAGAACUUUCCUUCUCCAAGAAUGGAGAAGACCUAGGUGUGGCGUUCUGGAUCAACAAGGAAUCCCUGGCAGACCGGGCCCUUCUACCCCAUGUCCUCUGCAAAAAUUGUGUUGUAGAAUUAAACUUUGGUCAGAAGGAGGAGCCCUUCUUCCCACCACCAGAAGAGUUUGUGUUCAUUCAUGCUGUGCCUGUUGAGGAGCGUGUGCGCACUGCAGUCCCUCCCAAGACCAUAGAGGAAUGUGAGGUUAUUCUGAUGGUGGGACUACCAGGAUCUGGAAAGACCCAGUGGGCACUGAAAUACGCAAAAGAAAACCCUGAGAAAAGAUACAAUGUCCUGGGAGCUGAGACUGUGCUCAAUCAAAUGAGGAUGAAGGGGCUCGAGGAGCCAGAGAUGGACCCCAAAAGCCGAGACCUUUUAGUUCAGCAAGCCUCCCAGUGCCUUAGUAAGCUGGUCCAGAUUGCUUCCCGGACAAAGAGGAACUUUAUUCUUGAUCAGUGUAAUGUGUACAAUUCUGGCCAACGGCGGAAGCUAUUACUGUUCAAGACCUUCUCUCGGAAAGUGGUGGUGGUUGUCCCUAAUGAGGAAGACUGGAAGAAGAGGCUGGAAUUGAGGAAGGAAGUAGAGGGAGAUGAUGUGCCUGAAUCUAUAAUGCUGGAGAUGAAAGCCAACUUCUCUUUGCCUGAAAAAUGCGACUAUAUGGAUGAGGUGACAUAUGGGGAGCUGGAGAAGGAGGAAGCUCAGCCCAUUGUCACUAAGUACAAGGAGGAGGCGAGGAAGCUUCUGCCCCCCUCCGAGAAGCGGACAAACCGCCGAAACAACCGAAACAAGCGUAACCGGCAGAACCGAAGCCGGGGCCAAGGCUAUGUGGGCGGGCAGCGCCGAGGCUACGACAACCGGGCCUACGGGCAGCAGUACUGGGGGCAGCCUGGAAACAGAGGGGGUUACCGUAAUUUCUAUGAUCGAUACAGGGGAGACUAUGAUCGAUUUUACGGGCGAGAUUAUGAGUACAACAGAUACAGAGACUAUUACAGACAAUACAAUCGGGAUUGGCAGAGUUACUACUACCACCACCCCCAGGACAGAGACCGAUACUACAGGAACUACUACGGUUACCAAGGGUAUCGGUGAAGCCCCUGCCAUGGUCACCUGUCAGCCAUGAAGCUGAAUCUCUGGGGGUGCCAGGCACCCCCGCAAAACACAACCAAGGAAAACAGGGGCUGUCGGGGUGGGGCUGAGCUGCCGGGGAGGGGCGGUAGGGGGGAGGGUGCUCAAGGAGGGGGGGGGGGGGGGGGAGGUGGAAACAACGAAACUGUACAUUUUUUUUAAAGUUUGUUGAAAAGAAUAUUGUCUUAUUCUAUAAAACAUUUCAAACCUAGUUAGAGAUUUGUAAUCAAAAAACAUUUGCGCAGAAAGCAGCACUUAGGGCUGCCUGUUCUAUACCCUGCAGUCAGACAGGAAAAGAACUGAAAAUGGCACCCUUCUGACAUUCUGAGGCAGCUGGACUGGCAGCCAAGUAAAGGAGAGUGAUGAGGUGGUGUGGGGAGGGUGGGGAGGCAGUGCGAGGGUGCUCUCCGCAGCAGGUAGGAGCAGGCAGGAGUGGGGACGGGGGAGAGCUUGUGACUGGGGCAGUGAAAAUAAACGAUUGGCUCUUAUCAAUCACUUGCACCAACUAACCGUUUGUAUUUUCUUUACCGACCUUUCCCUUUUGGGAUAUGUGGUCUGGUGGGCUGGGAGGCUCACAGUGUCCCAACUCUCCAUUUUCCUGUGCCUUUGUGCUGUUUGGCUGAGGCAUGGAGACUGCCAGUGGGUGAUUCUAUUAUGCAGGAUUCCCAGGCCAAGAAAGCCUGGGGACUGUCCUUGAUUGCAGAGCAGAAUAGCCUGCCCCCUGUGUAAACACAUUGAUUAAUUCCCAUAAAAUUUUGGGGAGAAUGGGAUUGCAGCCCUCAGCCUGAAGAUUGUGAUUUGCCAGUCUCUAGUCUUUGUCUUCCAAGGUUGAAAGAGGUGGGAGGUCUCUGAGAUUAUCCCUGUUAGAGUGUCCUCUUACAGUGCGAGAGAAGGACCGUUUCUCAGGGUUUCGGCUCACACGAAAACACAGCAGGAUUCUUUUCACUGCAGCGGGAUGUGUAUAUAGGUGAAUCCUGUGGUGUGGGCUCCCAGGCCUAGGUGCUGAGAAUAGCAACUAUUUUCUACAGUGUGGAGGGCUCGUGCCCUGCUGGUUUUUUUGAUACACAGGUAGAGAGUGGAUAGAAGAGGGGAGGGUGGGGGGUGGGAGGCAGUUCAGUGGGGCUGCUGAACCUUGGGAAGAGUGAGUGUGAACGUGUGUAAAUGUGCGUGUGAAAGGGAGCACCCCUUCCUGACUUCCAGAAACAAAAUUCCUUUUGGGGCGCUUUCCCUGUGUGUCCCCAGAGAGGCCUCUAGCCAAGACUUCAUUUGGGAUAGUUUCAUUUGUGACUUUACCAAUACCCUCCCAGGUCUUGAUAGACAGCUGUAGGUUGCUGGGUUCAAGAAUAUGGGUGGGAUAUGGAAUGCUUUUUCAAUGUCUAGCUUCAGUUUUUAUUCAUCCUUCUGCUCAGCACUGUCAGCCGAGAGCUUACUCAGCAGACACCACAUACUGCAGCACUUCCUAGUGAGAAAAUCUGGGUUGUGCCACUAGAAAAUGCUUCACUUCCAUUUCCUCACCUGGGCAGCUCUCUUUAAAAUUGUGUGCUGAUUUGGUCUUCCUCUCCUCCUCCCACUGUUACUGCCCUGCAGCCCUUGUUCAGGUGUAUAGACCCUUAUUCUGCCCUCCAGUGUCUCUGUCUGUCAUGAUACACCCUUCCGCCCAAAUACCUCUGACCCCAAGGCUGGAACAGGGCUGGUAGGAGAUACGUUUGCUUUCUCAGUCAUGUCCUUUCUCUUGGCACUGCUUCCCUGCGGUGUCCUCAAAUGGAUUUGUGUGUGGCAGUGGAGUGAUUGCAUGAAUUUUUCUGUAAUACAUUAACUUUGUAUUAAGGGAGUUUGAGAAAGCUUUGCUUAUAGUGUCAAGGCAAGGAGGUAAAAACUGGAGCCCAAAGAAAUUCCCUUAGGGCAAGAUUAUGUUAUAAUAGAAAAUUGAAUUUCCUGAGGCAGUGGCUGCCACCCCUUUUCAGAUGUUUUAGUCCUGCAAAUAGCAUCUUUCUUGUAGUCUGUGACAUGGAUGGGGAUGCUAGGGCCCUCAGGGGCAAGGGGACUAAACUAAAUCAAGUUAGGUUUUUUCCCAGCAGAGAUUAGGGGAGGUACUUGCUGUUGAUAUUUGACACUAGAAAGUCAUCUUUUUUACAAAACUUUUUCUAGGUGGGUGGAAAGUGAAACUGCCACAUCCUUGUUGGUUUAGUCCAAGAGAUCAUUUGCAACAACAGUAGAUGUCUGGGUUUAGUUUCUGUCUUUUUAUGAUGAAAAACUUUGUUAAGGGGGAAAAUGUGGAUUAUGGUAACCAGAGGAAUCCGUAGCCUUGUUUUCCUUAGAACACUUGUUUAGUGUUUUAUCAGACGUCUGUUGUAGUGGUAGACAGGAAAGCUUGUGAGAAAAACACCACAUGGAGCCUGUAAAUGUUUUUGCACAACCUGUAAAGCAUUCUUGGAAGUGGCCAGUAAAAAAGGGUUUUACCAUUUAAAAAAAAAAUGUAACUGUGUCAUUGUUUACAUCUGUAACUUUUUCCUCCCCUGUUCUCAUUACACCAUUCUGGCGAAAAUGUAGGCAAAGUAGCUUCCAGUUUUAGAAUAAAUAACCAUUUGGAUUGAAUUCA